Clonostachys byssicola is the source of this 1014-nucleotide messenger RNA. Lineage: Eukaryota; Fungi; Ascomycota; Sordariomycetes; Hypocreales; Bionectriaceae. The record is from the annotation of a GenBank genome assembly.
AUGGCGUCGGUAUUGGAAAUACCCGUUGCGUUCGCAUCAUGUUCGAUUGGCUUGCCCAAGCAUACACUGCACGAGAAAAUUGAGGCGAUAGCUCAGUCUGGAUUUAAAGGCGUUGAGAUUUCGUUUCCAGAUAUACAGUCCUUUGGGCAUCGCCACCUUGGCUUCGAGAUUAACGAGCAUGACUACACUUCGCUCUGCAAAGCGGCCACCGCAAUCGGAGAACUCUGUCGGCGUCAUGAUAUAAAAGUACUGGUACUACAGCCCUUUUCCAACUUCGAAGGCUGGCCGAAGGGAAGCCAGGAGCGGAGGGACGCAUUUGCCCGUGCGCGAGGAUGGAUCGAUAUCAUGACUGCACUGGGAACAGACAUGCUACAGGUUGGGUCGACGGACUCACCAAACAUCACUUCAGAUGUCGACCAACUUGCUGGAGAUCUGGCUGAGCUGGCCGACCUUCUUGCGGAGCGAGGCUAUAGGCUGGCUUACGAGAACUGGUGCUGGGCCACGCACGCGACAACCUGGAAGGACGUAUGGGAUAUUGUGCAGCGUGCUAACCGUGACAAUAUCGGAUUGUGCCUCGAUACGUUUCAGACGGCGGGCGGCGAAUGGGGUGAUCCGACAACAUCCUCGGGCAAGCUGGAAAACGGGCUCACCGAAGCGGAACUGGACGAGACUUUUAGGAAGAGCCUCCAAGAACUCUCCAAUACGGUGCCAGCGGAUAGGAUAUACUUCCUCCAGAUCAGCGAUGCGUAUCGCAUGGCCAAGCCUCUAAGCCGGGAGCCGGACGAGUCAGGACUGCGGCCUCGCGGUCGAUGGAGUCACGAUUAUCGGCCGUUACCUUUCGACGGUGGCUAUCUCCCAAUCGAGGAUUUUGUGAAGGCGGUACUUGCUACUGGCUUCCGGGGCUGGUUUAGUAUCGAGGUUUUUGACGGCCAAUUUGAAAAGAAGUACGGGGACAACCUUUUCAAGUUCGCCGAGAAAGCUAUGGAAGGACACCGAAGACUGAUAAGCAAUUGA